GCGUUUAACACCAGACCAGGGUAAAUUAAACGAAUUUUUUGGGUUCCGUUUGGGGAAAGAGAAAGGAAAAAGGAAAAUGGGAGCGGAAGAAGACCAGAGAAAGCAAGAGAACGAACAACCAACCAAUAAUCCAAUUACUGAAUCCCAAUUCCUCGCUUGGAAGCGCCAAAAGGAUGCAGAUACAUCAGCUAAGAAAGCUGAGGCAGCUAGAAAGCGUGCUGAAGAUAUAGCAGCCGGAACCGUGCAAAUGAAUGGACGGGAGCUUUUCUUACAUGAACCUUGGGUGUUUGAUAACUCCCAAUAUUAAGUUAGUUUCAAGGAAUGACCAUGAAACAUUGAUUUCAGUAGGUGAUACUGCAUAGAUGCUCUGCCUCUCGAGUUCCCGGUCUUAAAUGUCUGUUUCUUCAAGAGAAAGUAAAAUAAGUCCUAUUGGAAAAACAGGUACUUUCUAGGUUUCCGGUUACAGUGUCGACAAUGUAUUAAAUCAUUUUACUCUUUCCCCUUUGUUGAUGCUUAGACUACCUGGAUCAAUUUAUUAUUGCCAUAUUGUUCGAUGAACUCUUUUUUGUUACUGUUUUAUGGAUUUAGCAUUUGAUUGCCAUGUUCAUGUA
Molecule: messenger RNA, 611 nt
Organism: Gossypium raimondii (Peruvian cotton)
Lineage: Eukaryota; Viridiplantae; Streptophyta; Magnoliopsida; Malvales; Malvaceae
Exons: 2
Coding region: 77-307 (76 amino acids)
Source: RefSeq, a predicted model, not a curated record